Molecule: messenger RNA, 2032 nt
Organism: Oncorhynchus kisutch (coho salmon)
Lineage: Eukaryota; Metazoa; Chordata; Actinopteri; Salmoniformes; Salmonidae
Product: NK1 transcription factor-related protein 1-like
Exons: 2
Coding region: 113-1273 (386 amino acids)
Biological process (GO): regulation of transcription by RNA polymerase II; cell differentiation
Cellular component (GO): nucleus
Molecular function (GO): RNA polymerase II cis-regulatory region sequence-specific DNA binding; DNA-binding transcription factor activity, RNA polymerase II-specific
Source: RefSeq, a predicted model, not a curated record
UGUAUGCGAUAUUAUGUCAUCGGUUGAAAGAUAAGCUUAAAUUUACUGUCUUGGUGCUAAGUCUCUGAUAGUUCAGAAGAAGAGAACGUGCUCUUCCGCCUGAAGAGAAGUCAUGAAUAGAGAGAAGGUUCAGGGGGGAGAUCUCUCAAUCGCUUCUCCGACGGCGUCUUUUGUGGCUGCCCAAACAGCGGUGAUUGUCGUGGCCGGUCCAGAAAGCAUGGACAAUCACUGCGAGAAGCGGCUCUCUACCAACGAACUGUCGGUGUUUUCCUGUCCAGGCGGUAUAGACAUACUGCAAGGGGACAGUCGAAACAACUCUCCACGUCAAGAACCGGCUCCAAUAGCAAUUCCAACGGUUCACCGGACCACCGCGUUUUCUGUUUUGGACAUUUUGGACCCAAAUAAGUUUACGAGCAAAAAGCAAAAUCCUAACCGGACCGGCAGUGAAAUCGCCUUCGGGACAGAGAACCGUGGAGGUGACGACUCGAAUCAUGCUGUAGAUCAGAAAUCUUAUGCAGAAGACUAUGAAUGUAAAAAAUAUACAGCACUAAGUAAGUAUGAGGGGCUGGUGUACAGAUCGGACGAAUGCGAGAAUGAUUUCAACAGAGACUCCCACUCUGACAGCGAGAUGCAGGAUGACUUGUUUAGUGAGGAGAGCAGCAGUGGCCUGACUGAAAAUACCCAGGGGGAACUGGACCACCGUGAAGACGACGACAAGGAGAGCAAGAGCCCAAGAAGUCCUGACGGACAGCAAACGCAACAGUCAGGGUCGAAUGGACAAAGUCAUCAAGGAAAGCCGAAGCGAAAGCGCUCUGGCUCCGAUUCAAAGUCGGGUAAGCCACGAAGGGCCCGGACAGCAUUCACUUACGAACAACUUGUUGCACUGGAGAACAAAUUCAAGUGCACCCGAUACCUCUCCGUGUGUGAGAGGCUAAAUUUGGCACUGUCACUUAGUUUGACUGAAACUCAAGUCAAAAUCUGGUUCCAGAACCGACGGACCAAGUGGAAGAAGCAGAACCCUGGCGCAGACACCAGCGCCCCGACGGGCGGGGGGCCGAAUGGCCAGAGCAAUGGACUAGGGGGCCUGAGUCCGCUCAGCCCGUCUCCUCCCAUGAGCGGCCAUCUGUCAAUGCACACGAGCUAUGGUCACGGGCCAGGCGGGUUAGUCUGCACCACCCAAUUACCCUUUCUGCCAAGUCAUGCGGUACUGUCACCUUUCAUGUUGGGAUCUCAGACCUACGGAGCGCCUGCGUUUUACACUUCACACCUAUAAAGACAUGGACAUAUGGUUUUACGCCCAAACAUUAUGUUUUCAGAGGCGUCUUAAAUUAACCGAUAUUAUCAAACGAAUUGACUCCAAUGAAAUAUGAACUUAAUAACCAAUAACACAUACGGUUUAAGAGAACUAAAGACAUGCCCUUACCUAAAGACUAAAAUGCACUUGACGCAAGAUGGGAAGAACUCUGAUGAACAUUUCAUGUUGCUGUUUCGUCAAGGACAUUUAAUGCUCGAAGAAAACUUACCUUUUCCAAGGGAAUAAUAUUUUUAUUAUGCUAAUGUUCUAUUUGUUUUUCAUUUUGAUAGAAUGUGAAUACUCGUGGUCAAAAUGUAUAUAGGCCUACAAAUGUUGACAAAUAUAUGUCUAGCUUCAAAUUUCGACUGCAGUUCAUAAAUAUUAGAGAGUUUAAAAAAUACAUGUAGGCCUAUCAAUAUCGUUCAUUUACAUCUGGAAUGGCUUGAAAUAUUGUAAUUACUGUGUAACUAAACUGUGAAAGUUAAAUAUGAUUGUUUUCAUAUAAGUUGUCGCUACUAAUUUAUUUUAUAUAGUUACCUGAGAAUAUUUGGCUGUAAUGAAUACUCACUUCAUCUGGAUUCGUCUUUGAUAAGACAAAGUAAAAUAAUAAUAAACUAUAGGCUACCAUUUACAAACGAAUAAGCUACUUUAAUAGAUUCAAUACAUUAAAUCCUGUUUCUUAUCAGGCGAUCAUUUUUUUCCCUUUUCCUCCAAAUUAAAGGACAUUUUGGAACUGAA